Molecule: messenger RNA, 4706 nt
Organism: Cheilinus undulatus (humphead wrasse)
Lineage: Eukaryota; Metazoa; Chordata; Actinopteri; Labriformes; Labridae
Product: claspin
Exons: 24
Coding region: 102-4241 (1379 amino acids)
Biological process (GO): mitotic DNA replication checkpoint signaling; activation of protein kinase activity; mitotic G2 DNA damage checkpoint signaling
Molecular function (GO): anaphase-promoting complex binding
Source: RefSeq, a predicted model, not a curated record
UCGGUGUGUGGGGAACAGGCGGGAGGAAGAGGAGCAGCCCGGCUAAAGUCUCUCUAAAUGCGCUAUAAACAACGAAAAUAGUCUUUGUCGCGCAGACAUUUAUGUUUGGACGUCUGCUGUGGCCACAGAGAUUCGACAAAGCGUUGACUCCGUUGGUUUAUUUUGAUAAAAAGCGACAACUUCGGCGGACAAAGAUGAGCCUCGUCCUUCCUCAACAACAGGCUGAGGGGCUCCCAGCUGUGGCCCAAACAACAGCAGAGAGCGACUCAGACAGCGGGGUGGGCUCUCCAGAGGAGGAGGUAGUCACAGAGGCAUCUAACAAAGAAGACCUAAAAGAUUCUGAUGACGAUGAAGACAUCACAGUUCACAGAAAGCCUCAUCGUAACGCCAUCAGAGACAGCGACAGUGAGGAAGAGGAGGCUCCGACAGAGAACAGCGUGAACAUGACCGAAGCUCUGGCUUUAUCGGCUUCGAGCGGAGACGAGAUGGAGACCGGAGAGGCAGAGGGGAAGGACGAGAAGAAAGACAGAGGUUCGCAGAAGACCAAGAGAAUCAGCCGCGCUCCGGUUGACAGCGAGGACAGUGAGCCUGAGCAAGACAAGUGUGGCAAAAUGGAGGAGCAACAGGAGGAAGUGGGGAAGGAAGUGAAAUCGUCCAAAGAAAAGAAGAAAAGAGAGAAGAGUCAGCGGCAUCGGGAGAAAAAGGAGAAGCGAAGCAAAGCCGUGGAAAAACUGAAGAAGAAAAACAGACUCUCUGAGUUAGAAGAGGACACACCCCUCCCUCGAGCUUUAAAUGACAGCGGAUGCCCGCUGGGCGACACAGACCUGUUUGACACUGGACUAAAUGAUGAAUCAGAGGAGGAAGAAGAGUCUUUGGAGGCCAUCAGAGCAUCUGUGAAGCAAAAGAUGAAAAAGCACAAGGAUCCUCUUCUGGAUGAGGAGGAGGAGGAAGAAGACGAGGAAACACUAGAGAAGCCCCAGCGUGCGGAGAGGAAAGCUGCACGCGCCAGCAAAGAUGCGAUGAAGCAGCUCCACAGCGAGUCUCAGAGGCUGGUCAGAGAGUCUACUCUUGGGCUCCCCUACCACAUUCCUGAGCCAAAGACCAUCGACCAGUUUUUUAAGAAGAGAGCCAGGCCAGAAGGUCCUGCUAUGGCUUUGUUGAAAUCUACAAAGUAUUCAGCCAUGUUGUUAGAGACACCAUCCGCUCCUCCAGUUCCCGCUGACCCGCCCAGUGAGCCUCCUCUACCAUCCACAGAGCAGAACCCUGCUCCCUCUCUGGAUCUGUCCUCCACUCAGAUCCAGCCCAUCCCUCAGCCUGCAGCCACCUCGUCCCCUCAGAAGGAAAGCCCGAGCAAGGCCAGAGAAGGUACAGAGAGCCUUGAUCCAGAGCCAGAAUCUGGACCGAUGCUUUACCUCUCUGAGAGCCUGCAGGAGUCUGAGACGACAGAUGUAUCAGUGAGACCUGAGGAGGAAGAAACCUCUGAUGCACCUGUAGAUCAGAGUCAGAAUGCAUCGAUGAUGGACAUCCAGCAAAAAGAAGCUGAAUCUGGGGCUUCAGUGGAGCCAGAAGCAGCUCAGAGCAUGAGCACAGAUUCAGCCCAAGCAGAGCCAUCUGUACUGCCACAAACUAAACCCAAGAAGGACAAACUAGCCCUGCUGAAAAAGCUGGGACUGGACCCUCCACCUGUUGCUAAACUGUGUCCAGAUGAUGGGGCUUUUGUUCAGCUCGAGCCUCCACCACCUAACCCAGGUCUGGAAGCCCUCAAGGUGCGCUACCUUCGACAUGUCCAAGCACCUGCACGUCCUCAAGGAGAGCGCACAAUGCAGCUCAGCAUCGUCCGCAAAGACACUACUCCCUCUGGUCAAGAGGAGCUGCACACUGAGACGGUCGCCGUCACUGUUAAAGAUGGAGCGGAGGAGCCUGUAGUCACCAAACCAGGGGAAAAGCUUUCAUGUCUGAAGCAGCGCCUGCAGCUCGCCAUGGCCCAACGCAGAUGGGAGGAGCGGACACGCAAGGCCGAGCUAAACCGUCUGGACAACGAAGACUGUGGAGAGGAGGAAGAGGAGGAGGAGGAGAUGACAGACGAGUCUGAGGAAGAAGAAGGAGUGGAUGACUUACUAGGAGGGGAUGAUGGUGAGGGAGAGGAGGAGGAAGGUAGUGUGGCUCAGAGUAUCAGGAGCACUUCUCCUGUGGCUCUGAUCAGACCGUCUCCAACUCCUGACCUAGUUAAUACAGAUGGUACACUCAUGCUGUUCCCGGGUAACUCCUGCUCUCGGACCGGUGAUGGUGUAAGACGGUCUGGACCCUCUGGACAGGACAGCAGCAAUAAGAUGGAAGAGGACGACUCGCUGUCCCUGGUGAAGGACAACAGCCACAACAGUAGCUUUGAGCUUGCAGGAUCCAUGAUAACCUCCUACCAGCCCAUCAAUCAUCAACGCUCUGCAGGACGGUGCAUUUCUAACUCCUCCAUGUUUCGCUCCCCUUCUCCAUGCCUCUUUAGGCCAAGCUUCCUGGGCUCUGCCUCUAAAAGCUCAGGAAAACUCUCCGAGCCUUCUCUCUGCCUCCCUGUUGAGGACUCCCAGGACUUGUACGCACCUCCUUCUCCAGGAGCAGACUCAGGGCCCUUGGUUGGAGCAGCGUCCGGUCCCGGUCUUGGCGGAGACUCUCAAGGCCGUUUCUCCCUGGAGGACGACACACAUUCUCAGUUACUGGACGCAGACGGUUUCCUAAAUGUGGGUCCCCGUCCUGGCGCUCCUCGCUCCCAUAAGAGACAGCUGAUCCUGGACAGCCUGGAUGAAAACGCCAUGGAUGCAAACAUGGGGGAGCUACUGGGGUUGUGUUCAGGGGGGUUUGGGACAGCGGAGAGUGGCUCGAGUCGGGCAGGGGGCCUCGGAGAGACGCAGGAGGAGGAGCUGCUCGGGCUGUGCUCUGGAGCGUUUCCAACGACACAGGCAGAAGAGGAGAAGAGGGAAGGAGAGAGGAAUAAAGAUGGAGGACAUGAGGAAGAGUCUGAUAACACCAUGGAGCAGCUGCUGGGGCUGUGCUCGGGGAAGUUUCCAAGUCCAGUUUCCUCUGCCACGGCUUCUCCAGCACAAAAAAGUCAAAAGAAGCCAGAGGAGAAAGAGGAAGAAGAGCACGUGGAGGAAGACGACUGUGAGUUUCGUCUUCUGUCGGACGUAGAGAGUCACAGUGAACAGGAGGAUGCUGAUGAGGACGGUGAGGAGGAUGAAGAUGGAGAGGAUGAUGAGGGGGAUGCCGGUGAAGAGGAGGACAAUGAAGUAGAGGAGGAGGAGAUGGAGGGUGUGUUUGCGCCUCACAGGCCCAAGAAAAAGAAGAAAAUGCGUUUGGCUGAUUAUUUGGAGUCCGAGGCAGAGCUGUCAGGCAGUGAUCAAGGCAGCGACGAUGAGGACGAUGACAGAGGGAGCGAAUACGAGGAAGAGGAGCUUCUUGAGGAGCUUCCAUCUGAUGAAGAGCUGCAGGACCAAGUCAACAAGAUCCACAUGAAGCAGAUCAUGGAUGAUGACAAGCGGCGUUUAAGGAUCUAUCAAGAGCGUUACCUUGCUGAUGGCGACCUGCACUCGGAUGGCCCUGGAAGAGCUCGCCGCUUCCGCUGGAAAAAUAUUGAUGAUGGUUUCAACAUGGAGCGGACAGGAGCAGAGGGCAAUGAAGAGGAGGAAGAAGAUGAAGACAUGGACCAGUCAGAGGUCCAGAGGAGGAAAGAGCGAUUAGAGAGAGAGCAGUGGCUCAGAGAGCAGUCUGAACAAAAAGCCAAGAAAGGAGAAGAUUUGGACGCAGAAGACGAGAAGAUUGGAGAAGAAAGUCACUUUAUGAAGCUGGCCAAGAAGCUGACUGCCAAAACUCUACAGAAGAAAGAGCCUCUUGUGGCGCCACAACCAGAGAAGAAGACGACAGCAGCUCUAAACCCUUUCCAGAGACCGUCGCAGUCCUUACAGGUGAGGAGAGGCUCCCUCCUAAGUCAGCCUCAGUCCGUCCUGCAGAAGCUGGCCUCCAUCUCAGGGGGGAAUCCUCUGGCUCCCAGAAACAGCCGAGGUUUCCUGUUUCAAACUUUGUCUCCUGAGAAGGACAGCAACGGAGUAGACGCUCCUCAGAAACAGACAAUGAAGAAAAGGGGGGCGAUGGAAACCGUGAGUCCAGCAGCAAAGAGGGUCUGCAGAGAGAACAAACCUGCAGCACAGACUAAAGGCCCACAGAGGAGCAUCUUCAGCUUCCUGGGCCAGUGAGGUCACAACACCACACUAAGUCAAUGAUAAUCGACAGGUAGAAGCACGCUGAUAAAGGGAAGCAUUCGAUCUCCUUUACAAGUGUUUGGCGAGCAGAUCGGACUCCUGGAAUAAAGGAGUUAAAAUGACGGGUACGCGUCGAGCCGUCUGUUCAGCGUCCUCUCCUCGCGUCCAUCCUCUGAGACACAAACCCAGAUGUUUGAAUGUGUUUACAUGUUUACAUUGCCUUCAAACUGAAGAGCAUCACUGAGGCCUCCUCUGGUGUCAAACACCAGUGUGGGUUCAUGUUUGACUCCAUCAGGGGCGUUUAAUGACUGUCUGCUUGACUCAGAAUCGACUGACGGAGGUUCAGUUUAAAUGUUUUAUCAUGUAAAUAGGAUUAACAUUUUUAAUGGCUAGGGACUUCUUAUAUGAUGGUUUAAAUGUGUGUGUUUUACAUUGUAAAUAAAAGUGUAUUUUAAGAUG